AGAAAAUAACCAGCAGUCGAUCAAGUCACACAUUGACUUGAAAAAAAGAAUCAAAGAUGCACAUGGACUAAAGUAAAAAUGACGAAGUACAUUACGCCAGGUCCACAGCACCAAAACAUAAAACCAAGUUCUUUUUUGGAACACAUAAACAGAAACAGAGUUCGAAAAUUGGAAGGCGCUACCCAUCUUCAAUAUUCUCUCUGCUCAUAAACGCUUCGACUCUGUUCGAUCUCUGAUUCAGUAGUUCAAACUCCUCCAAGCUGUAUGCGUUGCUCCCAGGAACUACACGGCGUGCUUCGUUUUCGAAAUCCCAACGCCAUCACUUAAAUCUUGAAAGCUCAACGUUUCCUGUUUCUGUCAAAGAUUCAAUUGUCGAGCAAAGGAAAGCUGUUCUUUUGUAAAUUUCAGGCAAUUCAUACCUUUACAUUUGCUUUUCAAGUACUCAAGGGUGCGAGAAAGGUGGACUACUAGCCCGUGCUGUGGUUAGGGUUUUAUGUUCGUAGUUGAUUUGGGGAUUUAUAGAAUCUACUAUACGAGUGAAACUUUUGGGCUUCGGAUGACUAUUCGGCUAAUGGGUUGUGGUAUGAAUUUAGGGUUUCAAUCGCGAGUCAUGUAAAUCUGUUGGAUUCGAAGCGUUUCUACUUGCUUUUAAUGAUUUGCUACUCAAGACGAUGGUUUAGAGGCUUGACUAUAUCUGGGCGUGACUAUUAGGGUUCACUCGUAGCAUAGCAUAUAGAAAGGCCUGAAAUUUCGUCGAUUGGAGAAGAUUGUUAUGUGAAUUACGGGGUCUGUUGGUGAAUUGAGGUGAGACAAAGUAGAGGGAAAUGUUUUACUCGCAGUUUAUAUUGGCAAAGAAAGGCCCACUUGGGACGAUAUGGAUAGCGGCACAUUUGGAGCGCAAGCUUCGCAAGAAUCAGGUUGCCGACACCGAUAUUGGCGUCUCUGUAGAUUCUAUUCUCUUUCCAGAAGUUCCGAUUGCUCUUAGGUUGUCCAGUCAUCUUCUGCUUGGUGUAGUGAGGAUAUAUUCUAGAAAGGUGAAUUACCUUUUUGAUGACUGCAGUGAGGCUUUGCUUAAGAUAAAGCAAGCUUUUCGCUCCACCGCAGUCGAUUUACCUCCAGAAGAAUCUACUGCACCGUAUCAUUCUAUCACUUUGCCUGAGACUUUUGAUCUUGAUGAUUUUGAGCUACCAGAUAACGACAUUUUUCAGGGUAACUAUGUUGAUCAUCAUGUCAGUACAAGGGAACAGAUUACUCUCCAAGAUGCAAUGGAGGGUGUGGUUUACUCAACAUCUCAGUUUGGAUUGGACGAGCGAUUUGGUGAUGGUGAUACUUCUCAAAUUGGUCUAGAUUUUGAUGAGGACUUGUUCUUAGGCAAGGCUGCAGCUCAAGGGAAUGAUGGAAUUUCUGG
Rosa chinensis is the source of this 1408-nucleotide messenger RNA. Its product is annotated as sister chromatid cohesion 1 protein 4. Gene Ontology annotation, biological process: synaptonemal complex assembly; mitotic sister chromatid cohesion; replication-born double-strand break repair via sister chromatid exchange. Gene Ontology annotation, molecular function: protein binding; chromatin binding. The record is from RefSeq and is a predicted model, not a curated record. Lineage: Eukaryota; Viridiplantae; Streptophyta; Magnoliopsida; Rosales; Rosaceae. Gene Ontology annotation, cellular component: cohesin complex; synaptonemal complex.